UCCGCGGCCGACGUCCAGUCGGCCGCCGCGUGGCGCCACCGCGUCGCCGAGGCCCGGUCCAUCACGGAGGCCGAGGCCGCCGAGGCGGCCCGCGAGCAGGAGCGGCUCCUCGCCGCGUCGUCGCGCCGCUACCAGUUCACGCUCAAGGCCAAGGCGCGGCCGCCGCCGCCGCCGCGGCCCCCGGGCGGCCCGCCGCCGCCCCACUGGCGCUCGCCGGACCCCUACGUCGUCCUCGACGUGCGCCGCGACGCGUCCCGCGCCGCGGCGCGCAAGGCCUGGCUCCGGCUCGCCCUCAAGUACCACCCGGACAAGUCCAAGUCCCACGGCACGCGCGACGCGUUCAUCGCCACGCGCGUGCCCCUGCGGCGCCUGCGGGGCUUCGGCCCCGCGCCCGCGGCGCCGCGCCGGGCGCCGCCGCCGCCGGCGGCGCCGCGCGCCGCGGCGCCGCCGCCGGACGUCGCCGCGGCCGUCGACCGCGCGACGGCCGCGCGGCCCGACCGGGGCGUCGUGCCCUGGCGGCGCCCGGCGGCGGCGAAGCCCCCCGCGGACGGCGAGGCGGGCGACGACGGCCUCGAGCGCCACAGCAAAGUCCUCGCCGGCGAGCGGGCCGUCGCCGCGCGGCGGUCGCGCGGCGCCGCGGCCUGGGGCCAGUCCGCGCGGUUCCCGGAGGCGCCGGCGCCGGCGCCGCGCGACGCCGGCGCCGCGGAGACGCCCCUGUCGCUCAAGCGGGCGACGCGGCCCGACGUGCCCGGC
Messenger RNA from Aureococcus anophagefferens, 753 nucleotides. RefSeq names its product expressed protein. The record is from RefSeq and is a predicted model, not a curated record. The transcript has 2 exons. Gene Ontology annotation, cellular component: endoplasmic reticulum. Gene Ontology annotation, molecular function: misfolded protein binding; protein-folding chaperone binding. The annotation marks the transcript as partial. NCBI's taxonomy places the organism in Eukaryota, Pelagophyceae, Pelagomonadales, Pelagomonadaceae.